UGCUUAGGAAUAGGAAUAUUAAACUACUCGGGAGCCGCAAUCCCAACGACGACAACAACUACGAAUCCACCCAUCAUACAAUACCACAACACAAUAGUGUUUAUCUUCUCCCCCCCCUCCCUCUGCUCUGUACAUCAUUCUCUCCUCCUCACGCGCCUCCAUCCGUCGAUUCUUCAUUCAUCCUUCCGACUGGUUCACGGCUUUCCCGCCGAUAAACCUCCGACCUCUGUCCUCACUCCUCAUACUUGCACAUACUAGAUUGAAGAAAUCAUGUCCUUCCUCGGCGGCGCAGAGUGUUCGACGGCUGGCAACCCCCUCAGCCAAUUCACAAAACAUGUACAAGACGACAAGUCGCUCCAGAGGGACCGGCUGGUCGGGCGGGGCCCUGGUGGCAUGGCGGAGGGCAUGCGGAGCCAGCACAUGGGCGGUGGCAGUGAUGCCAUGAUGAACGAGUUCAUGCAACAACCCGCGCACCUUCCACAGGGACCCGGCCCUGCGUCACCGUUCGCCAUGGAGCAGAUGAGAAGAGAGCUCGAGCGAACACAACACAGCGGCUCGCCUGGAUGGGCAGCAGAGUUCGACCCUGGCAUGGAGGCUCCGUCAGCAAUGGGUCCGGCCAUGCAGGAAAGACCUGCAGGUUUCAGCCCUGCCGAGUUCGCCAAAUAUCAGCAGAUGAACCCCACAGCGAGGACCGCGAGUCCGAUGGCGAGCCAGUCACCCUCUAUGAUGGGAUACCAAAGGCCUAUGGGCGGAUACGGCAUGGGUAUGGGUGGAAUGGGAAUGGGCUACGGUAUGGGCAUGAUGCAGCAGCCGUACGCACCACAGAACUUCCAGCAACCUGUGCAAGACUCUGGAAAGGGCAAGGGCCGCAUGGUUGAGCUCGACGAUAAGGACUGGGAGGCUCAGUUUGCCCAGCUUGAGAGUAGCGAUCAACAGCAGAACCUAGAUGCUCUUGAUGCGGAGGCAAAUAAACAUAUUGAGGCGGAGCUCAAUGAAAUGGACAGGUCAGUGGAUUUCGGCGAUUUCGAGUCCAUAUGGAAGGGCAUCCAAGCUGAGACUGAGCACGCUAGGCAACUCGCCAACGAGGAGAACUUCGUCGACGGCAUGCACAUGGGCGAUCUCGACCAGUGGGAGGGCUUCGAUGGCCUGAAUACCCAUUCAGCCCGCGACCCUGUUAUGGGCGAUUAUCUCUUCGAGCAGAACAACCUCUUCGAUAACGUCACCAAUCCCUUCGAGGAAGGUAUCAAGAUCAUGGAAGAAGGUGGCAACCUGUCGCUUGCCGCACUUGCCUUCGAGGCCGCCGUACAGAAGGAUCCACAGCACGUUGCUGCAUGGGUGAAGCUUGGAGAGUCACAAGCACAGAAUGAGAAGGAAACGCCCGCCAUCCGGGCGCUUGAGCAAGCACUGAAGUUAGACGCCUCGAAUCUGGAAGCAUUGAUGGGUCUCGCAGUGUCUUAUACAAAUGAAGGCUACGAGAGCACAGCAUACAGGACACUCGAGCGAUGGAUUGCAACCAAAUACCCUACAUUGAUCAAGGAGCCACUUUCAUCGGACGCAGAUAUGGGUUUCACGGACCGCCACUUGCUUCAUGAGAAGGUGACAAAUCUCUUCAUUGAGGCAGCCCAACUUUCUCCAAGUGGCGAGCAGAUGGAUCCGGACGUGCAGGUCGGUUUGGGUGUACUUUUCUAUGGUGUAGAGGAGUACGACAAAGCAGUCGACUGCUUUGGGGCAGCCCUGGCUUCUACAGAGUCCGGAACUACAAAUUCCUCAUCCCAGGUGCAUCUUCUGUGGAACAGACUCGGCGCCACUCUUGCGAACUCAGGUCGUUCCGAGGAGGCCAUAGAUGCAUACUCACGCGCGCUCUCCUUCCGACCGAAUUUCGUGCGUGCAAGAUACAAUCUUGGUGUCUCAUGCAUCAAUAUCGGGUGCUUCACCGAAGCAGCACAGCACCUUCUCGGUGCACUAUCCAUGCACAAGGUUGUGGAGAAGGAAGGGAAGGAGCGCGCCCGGGAGGUGGUGGGCGACAAAGUGAGCGAGAGCCAGUUGGAUAACAUGAUCCAUCAGAACCAGAGUACAAACCUGUACGACACUUUGAGGAGAGUAUUCGGCCAAAUGGGUAGGCGAGAUCUGGCAGAUACUGUCGGUCCCGGCAUGGAUGUUGAGAGUUUUCGCGGCGAGUUUGAAUUUUAACAAGUUUGAUGAUGAUAACAUGGAAGAAGUGCAGGCUGCCACUUGCGACAAGUGGGCGCCCGAGACAGAGCAGGCAGACCGCCAGGACCAGCAUGAUAGAGCCAUAGAGGAAGGCCCUUGGGGUUGGGAGCAAGAGGUAGGCGCCAGUUGCUGCUUCGGCAUUAGAACCGUCAGGGCAGGACCUGACUGUGUCUGGAAGCUGCAUGGGGGGAUAUAGAUGACCCGAUUGAACGAAAAUUACACACAAUGACUCGGCAUUAUAAUGAACUGGGCAUAUUGUUGGCUUCAUGCAAUCCACACCUAGCUACCAUGACAUAACUGUGAAUUUGAUAUGGGGUAUCAUGCCUUC
Molecule: messenger RNA, 2539 nt
Organism: Aaosphaeria arxii CBS 175.79
Lineage: Eukaryota; Fungi; Ascomycota; Dothideomycetes; Pleosporales
Product: TPR-like protein
Exons: 2
Coding region: 271-2190 (639 amino acids)
Biological process (GO): protein import into peroxisome matrix, docking
Cellular component (GO): peroxisomal membrane; cytosol
Molecular function (GO): protein binding
Source: RefSeq, a predicted model, not a curated record